UUUUUUUAUUGUUUUCCCGUUAUUCUGUGUUAUAUCAAUUUAAUUAUUAGGCCAGCCAAAGUACCUAGAAAAGAAGAAAAAAUUAUUUUGCCCCUACAAUAUCAUUCCCCUCAUCUUUUUUCACAGUCACUGCACAAAACUCCAGAGAAUAAAGGAACUCCUCCAGCACAUUUAGAACCUAAAUAUUUAAUGGCCUGAACUGUAAUUACUUCCAGGAGACCAAAUAAAAGAAUACCAUAUAUACUGUGGACACCGUGAUUAGGAGCAAGUUAGCAAUGGAUACUAGAAGAAAUGUAGCACUCAUUGAAUUUUCUCCUAAUCUACAGGUUGUAACUCCCCGUGUGGACCUAAAAGGAACCACAUACUAAACCUGACAGGCUCAGGGGAGGCCUGCAUGGUAGGCCUUACAAACUCAGCACCAGAAAACCACAUUGAAUAUUCUGAAAUUAAAUUCUACUAACUGAAGGUUUGGACUUAUCUUAUGAUGACACCAGGAACCAGUGAAUCAUGUGAAGCAGGAGAAGCUGCAGGGUUGAGUAUCAGCAUUUCCGGGGACACAUCUGACUGAAGAGAGAUUUCUGAACAGAAAUUUAGAGCAGUCCCAGAGCACACAAGACAGAGCCUCCCUGAUCCCACCUUUUUUUCAGAGAACAAAAGAAAAUGCCGCAGGCUCAGGACAUCACAUCAUUAAACAACAUGGAGUUGUUGCAGGAACCCCUGACGUUUCACGAUGUGGCUGUGGACUUCACCUGGGGGGAAUGGCAGCUCCUGGACUCGGAGCAGAAGAACCUGUACAGGGACGUGAUGUUGGAGAACUACAGCAACCUGGUGUCAGUGGGGUAUCAAGCCAGCAAACCAGAUGCGCUCUCCAAGUUGGAACGAGGACUAGAACCAUGGAAAGUACAGGAUGAGCUCCCCAAUUUAAUCUGUCAAGAAUUCAAGAGAGUUGGUGAUCCUCUAAAUUGUCACUUGCAAAGUCGAAGAAUUCAGAAGAAUGUGGGAAAAUGCUGUGAACAUAUUUUGUUUGCAAAUAUUGUUUAUCAGAGCGAAGUUCAUUUCCUAUUAAAGCAAAAUCAUGAUAUGUUUGAGAUACAUGAAAAACCUUUAAAACUGAAUUUAAAUUUUGAAAACCAAAAUAGAAGUUGUAACUUAUCUAACUCUGAUGAGUUGAAUGGAGAUGGGACAUGCAUUCUGCAUGCUAACAAUAAACAAACUGAAAUUAAACUUCCUGUCAAUAAGCAAAACAUCAAUUCCUCGGUUAAUAAGCAACAGAGAACUCACAACAUAGAGAAAGCCCACAUAUGCCUUGAAUGUGGGAAAGCCUUCAUCAAGAUGUCUCAGCUCACUGAUCAUUGGAGAGUUCAUACUAGGGAGAAACGUUAUGGAUGCAGUCUUUGUGGAAAAGCCUUCACCAGAAAAUCCAAGCUCACUAAACAUCAGAGAAUUCAUACAAGACUGAAACAAUAUGAAUGCACUGAAUGUGAAAAAACCUUCCUCAAGAAAUCACAGUUCAAUAUACAUAAGAAAACUCACAUGGGAGAGAAGCCGUAUACAUGUAGUGAAUGCGGGAAAGUUUUCAUAAAAAAGUGGCAGCUCAUUUAUCAUCAGCAAACUCAUACAGGAGAAAAACCCCAUGGAUGCAGUCUGUGUGGGAAGACCUUCUCUACAAAGUCUUAUCUCACUAAACAUCAGAAAACACAUACAGGAGAGAAACCUUAUAUAUGCAGUGAAUGUGGAAAAGGCUUCAUUGUGAAGUGUCGUCUGAUUGCACAUCAUCGAACUCAUACUGGAGAGAAACCAUUUAUAUGCAAAGAAUGUGGGAAAGGUUUCACUUUGAUGAACAGUCUUACCACGCAUGAGCGAACUCAUACAGGAGAGAAACCCUAUAUAUGUAAUGAGUGUGGAAAAGGCUUCACCAGGAAGAGUCUUCUCAUCAAACACCAGCGAACACAUACAGGCGAGAAACAGUAUGUAUGUAGUGUAUGUGGAAAAGGCUUCACCAUGAAGAGUAAUCUCACUGUACAUCAGCGAACUCAUACUUUAGAGAAACCGUUUAUUUGCAAUGAAUGUGGGAAAGGCUUCACUGGGAAGAGUUAUCUGAUUGUACAUCAACGAACUCACACAGGAGAGAAACCGUAUGUAUGCAGUGAAUGUGGAAAAGGCUUCCCAGGAAAAAUGCAGCUCAUUUUACAUCAACGGACUCAUACAGGAGAGAGACCUUAUAUAUGUAGUGAAUGUGGGAAAGGUUUCAAAGCACACAGUCAUCUCAUCAGACAUCUGCGAACACAUACAAGAGAAAAACCCUUUGUGUGUAGUGUGUGUGGCAAAGGCUUCACUAUGAAGACUAAUCUCACUGUACAUCAGCUAAGCCAUACUUCAGAGAAACCUUAUAUAUGCAAUGAAUGUGGGAAAGGCUUUGCUGUAAAGAGUCGUCUGAUUGUACAUCAGGGAAUACACACAGGAGAGAAGCCCUAUUUGUGCAGUGUAUGUGGAAAAGGUUUCCCAGCAAAGAGCAAGCUGAUUGCACAUCAACGGAUUCAUACAGGAGAGAAACCUUACAUAUGCAAUGAAUGUGGGAAAGGCUUCACAGAGAAAUUUAACCUAAUUAGACAUCAGAGAUUUCACUCAGGAAACAUCUCUUUUUCUUGCACAGAUUGUGGAAAAUUCUCAUUGAGCAAAAAUGAUCUCAUUACCCAUCAGAAAAUUCACACAGGAGAGAAACCCUAUAAGUGUAAAGAAUUUCGGAAUGUAGUCACUACAAAUUCAGGAUUCAAUGUUAAUGAAAGAAAACAUACAGGAGAGAAGCCAGACGGGUGCAGCAGUUGUAGGAAAGCUUUUGUCCACUUGUCAGUCCUUGUUAAACAUAAGAGAAUUUAUAGAUACUUGCUUUGGGAAAGCCUGUUGGGAGUUGUAGGCCCUCAAGAAAAUUGUAUUGCAAUGAAGUAUGACUUAAUGCAAAUAUUCUGGGACUGUGUUUACUGAUCAAUUAUGUCAUGUUUUCUAUCAAUAAAAACAUUUACAAAACAAA
Molecule: messenger RNA, 3028 nt
Organism: Miniopterus natalensis
Lineage: Eukaryota; Metazoa; Chordata; Mammalia; Chiroptera; Miniopteridae
Source: RefSeq, a predicted model, not a curated record